UACGGUGUAUCGUUUGGGCAUAGAGCUCGGGCGCCCUACGUACAGUACAGUGUAAAGCGCAGUCUGCACAUUCUCGAUCCGCCCAGCUCAUUGACGUGACGUGAUGCAGCUAGCCUGACAUAUUGGUAUCAUAACUUCCACCAGCGACUGGAUCUGUGACGUCUUAACAGUCGGGCCUGGCCUUUCGUCGUUGUUUGUUGACAAACUGCAGUUGGGAGUAAUUCUGAAGGCCGAAGUAGAAAUCAUCUAGCAGAUGUAUGUGUGACCUAGUGAUACCUGACAUAACAUGAGUGCCUUGCGGUGCUAACCAGAUGUGAAGACGAUCGUAAAAGAACCACUCCAACUCUUGAAUGCGGUUUUAUCAAGAACUGAUGACACCAUGACAUCAUAGGAAGCAUCCAUAGUCUAGGACACAAUUAGGCCUGGAUACCAGGUCACAACUGCCUUGAAGGAAGAGGAGCACCUGACUGAAGGGGAGACACCCCAGCUGAAGAUUCUCAGGGUUGUGGAAGACAGGAUCGAAGGAAGAUGAUUAACCUGGAGCACCUGACGGAGGAGGAGCGGAAGAUCAUCAUGGAUGUCUUACAGAGGGACGAGCAGCUCAGGCAGACGGAGCAGGAGAGAGUCAAGACCAAUACAAGAAAACUGAAAACGGAACUCCACGAGCUGCGAAAGAAAUCCGCAGUCAAGGUCGAUGAUGACAGCGUAGAUAGCGGGAAGAAGGUCUGUGCCAGAUGUCGGGAACCACUCGGUACAAUAUUCAACUCGGGAGAAGUGUGCCCACGUUGCCAGCACAAGGUCUGCUCCAACUGUAAAGUCAUCCUUCCCAACAGCAAGAAGUGGCUGUGUACAAUCUGCAAUAAACAAUUACAAAUCCGACUAGAAUCUGGAGAGGCCUUUGGACCAAAGAGAGAAGGACAGCCGGGAGCCUAUGGUACAGAACUUGUAAAGAUGUCACUAGGACAAAGCAAGACUGUACUUGAACCAAACAUUCAAGUCAACGGUGGUCCGCAGAGCCCUGCAGACUCGGGUUUCCACGGUCGAGGUACCAACGUACCAUCGGUAGGAGGGAGCACCACGUUUGACGAGGACUACCCUAGUGAUGUCAGCUACGAGCAGAGUAUGGUUUCUGGCGUAGAGAGCAUCGGACCUAGCGCCUCUCAGCGGGGCAGCAUCGCACGCCAUGGAGCACCGAUGAACCACGAUGAUAGCACCACUGUAAGGAAUGAUGUUGAAGGAGGGAUGUAUGGAUCGGCUGACAUCACAAUGGAGCGUGUCUCUCCAUCUACCAACAGAAGAAGCAGGCAAUCAGAUCCAAAGUACAAUGCAUCCGAAAGUGGCAUAAAAUCAUUUCACAGUGGCUACACAAAUAUAAAUAUUGAGAAGGGCAAGGUGCCCUUCCCAUUACCUAACUCAUAUUCAAAAAAAGAUAACCAAUCAAGUGCUGUACAAUCUUCUAGUAACAAAAGUUUGCCGUCCAAAUUCCCUUUCACCACCCAAUCCCAUAAGAGUGUAUUACUUAGUGGCAAAGAACCUCGAUAUGACCUGUCGAUGGAUGCUCUAUCUGUAGAUAAAAUAGAUGAUAGGCAGGUAUAUACAACUAAUGUACAUUCACCACAAAAAAUAGUGCCAUUAGUUUCCAAGGAGGGGCAAGACAUCGCCCCCUCUUUCAAAACAAGUGCUCAAUCCCACGUUUUGAAUCCAACCCCUUUGUCUCAUACUACUACCUCAUCUGCCCUUCUAACUAACCCACAUGUAGGUUCCUCAAGGUUCCCUGCACACGUGACUAAUAAAAGGCAUGCCAACGUUGGUGAUUUCACUAAACCAACCAGUAACUCUUACGAAUAUGAUACUGUGAGUUCAGAUAGGGUGUAUUUGAGUAGCGGGGUUUAUGACUUUCAGGAUCAAUCUGUUUCUGAUACUGUCGAUGACACGGCGGGAGAAGAAUCGUCUAGACAGUCGGAUACGGACACCCAGAGUAUUACAAGCUCGAGCACAGUUGCAUGGGAUACCCUCACGGAUACCAAGGAGAUGGAUAACAAGAAGACCACCUCUUCAUCAGAGAUUGACGGGCAGUGCAUUGACAGUAGUGAGAGUAGCGGUUGUCUGCUUCAGGAGGACAAUCUUACAAAGGCCACCUUGCACCAACAUGGAAGCACAGUUGCAAGUUCUGGCUAUGAGUCUGCAUCGUCUCUUUCAUUAUCAAGUGAAGCGAGCCUGAAAACAAACAGCAAGACAUCUAACGUUUCCUCCUUUGGGUCUGAUUUGAGGAGAAUCUUGAUGAAUGAGAGACUUGCUAUUUCGCUGAAGGAUGACUAUCCUUCACUUCAGUAUUUCAGCUACGAUAGCUCACCCAACGACUAUGUCAUUCUCGAGGAAGAGGAGAUUUCAUCGCAACUGAGCUUGUCUGAGAGGAUUGCUCCAGACCUCGUUCCAAACAUUGGAAAUAAUAAUGAAGAUGAACCAAGCAGAUAUGAUAGUGUGAAGUCAGUAUGCAAGAGAGACAUGCCUUUGGCUGAUAUAUUUUAUCUCCAGCAACAGGGAAGUCUGCUUCAGAAUGUGCAGAGUGAGCUCUGUGAUGACAUGGCAAAGACAUCUGCACCAACUGACAGCAUUAUUCAUGAACAGCAUUUGGACAGUGAGGAGAAAGUGGCAAAGCCAAACCCGAGCAUAGAGGACAGUAUUCCAAACGAAAGUCAACAACAAAGCAAAGUCAGCGAUGUGCAGUUAUCCUUCCACGAUCUGGGAAGUAUAAAUUCUCACUAUGUAACAGACCUUGUUGAUGAUGAUGAUGAAAGCAGUGAUUGCAGCUCAAUAGAUAUCUCAAACCUUGACUUCUCAGAGAGCAGCGAGUCGGACACGAACUUGAAUCGUGACCAGGAUAACAAAAGAAGAGUCUUGAAGGUUGGAAGAAAAAUAGCCACGUUUGAGAAUUCAGAAAGAGACAAAUCUGUGAAUGAAUGGGGACUCUCUGAUGAUGGAGAUGGAUUGGUUCCAUUGGUCCUGCCAGGAAUGUUCUCAGGGAGUGAACUAUCAGUCAAGGAUAAAGGCGCUGCUAGUGGAGACGACAGUGAUACCCUUAUGAAUUCACUUCUUAAGAGGCUCAUCAGAACACCAAGCACACCUCAACAGCCAUCUCCUUCAAACCGCAAACCGCUUGUAUCUGAUGAUGAAGAUGAGGAUGCCUUCAAGAGGUUCAGUGAAUCUUUGGAUAUCUCCAGCGACACUGAUUCUCUUGAUGAAGCCCAUCUUGAAUUUGAUCCAUCACUCAUUGCAGACUCGUCAGAGGAAAAAGAGGCUUGUUACAAAUCCAAACUAGAUUACAACAAAGCUCUGAUGCGAUCGUUGAUUAAGGACCUCUCAACUGAUGAUGAGCAAACCUUGAGUGAGAAGGAACAGACUGGUCAAAGAAAAUCUGGUCCAUUGUCGCAGAACAGUCAAAGCCUUGCGAAACAGAGUCCGAGUGCUCUUGCAGGUCAAACACCUGAGAAAACAAUAGAUAAACAAUCUAAACAAUCAUCAAAGAACACUUUUGCUGUGGAAGGUUCUGGAAAUCAUAAGCCCAGGCGUAAGAAAAAGGGCAAGAGUAAAUCCAAAUUAGAUGAUGCUGAAGCAUCUGUAGGUUAUGCCUCUAAAAAGGGUUUGAUGAGGCAGUCAAAGACACAGUUUGGGGUGCUGUCCAGUACCCCUGACGGGAAGACUCAAUUGUAUACACUUGGAGAGGACAAAGACAGGGCUGAGAGUCCAGUAAACCUCAGCAAAGGAAGAUACACUCCUCUCAAAGAUACAGGAGAAGGGCCGCAGCCUUUGGACAGGCCAACCACUCCUUAUGUCUGCCAAUCGCUUCCUCAGCCUCGGAUCCAUCGCAAGCAACCAUCAUCACCCGGUCUUCCAAGAUCUCAUAAUGACAAUGAUUCCUCCUCAUCGUCAUCUUCUUGUGAGGAGGAUGAGGAAGAGGACAAUCGUGAUGAGAUUGACAGCAUCUCCUCGCGUCCAUUCUCCCCCAAUACCAUCACCAGACCGUUCUCUUUUGCAGGUGAUGAUAGUUCUGAUGGUGAACUCUCCGUGAUCAUGGAGGAACCAGAGGACUUGGAUGCAGAGUUAGAACAGUCAUAUGACUCAAAGCUAUGAUAGCAACCACACUUACGCAAUAAUUCAUUGGCUUGCCAUGUAAUUCAGUCUGAAAUCUUGGCCCCGUCUUACUGAAGGAUCGAUAGUAAAAUUGCCCGAGAAAUGUUUCAGUCAGGGAGGAUGGUGCAAAUCAGAGUUCUUUCUUCAGAUGGGGCCAUUGGUUGAUAAAUGUGUGUAUGUACUUUUAUGAAAAUAUCAAUUCUGAAAGUCGUGCUGGUUUGUAUACAUGUAGAUCCACAAUCAGUAUUAUUGUGUUAGGCACCCUGUCAAAUGUUAGAGCCGACUCUCCAUUCUCAUAUGCUUUUCACACUGCAUUUCUAUAACCCCAUAUUAUCCUUAACCCCGUAAUAUCUUUUUUUGAUUUCACACUGUCUUGCUUAGCUGGGGUUAACGUGUCAAACUUGGACUAUCUCACAGCUCAUGAAUAUUGAUAAUUUUGCCACACAGAGCAUGAUUAAUAUGCAAUUUCGACUUCUGUGAUUGGCUACUGCUUAGCCCCAGCCCGGUUUCGUUUCACACUACAUCUCUUAGCACUGUAAUUGUAGUGCUAGCCCCGCAACUAUAACUCUGAUUUUUUUUCCAGGGCCAGACUGUGCUAGCCCACUUUGCUAAAACUUAGUGUGAAACCAAAGUGGGCCAAGCUUAACCCUGGGAAAUUUGAUGGGGCUAAGACCCCCCCCCCAUCCCUUAGCAACACCAAUUUCCCAGGUUUAAGAAAAAUAUGUGCUGUGUGAAAAGCAUAUAUGUCGUCAUAUCAUUGGAGAAUGCAGGAAAAUUGCUACAAGAAAUAGGAGAAUUCUUGCCACAAAAUGCAGCACAGAUUUUUGACAGGAGUUCUUAUCUUUGUACCAUGUAGUUAGGGUGUACACCAUGUCAUAGAGCUUGAGUUCAAGAACAAAGAUAUACAAAGAUUUUUCUUAAAAUUAAUGACUUUCUUGCAUUUAAAUAUUUUCUUUGAAAUAGUCUUGUAUAUCGGAAUAACCACUGUCGAAGGAGUAAGAUUUUUAUGCAUUCAUAUCAUAUACUUAAUGUGUGAUAAUAUAAUACAAGUUUGGUGCUUAUGACAAUGCAGUAAUUGUUAUAUUUUGGUCUCUUAGUAAUUACAAAAAAGGGAGUUUUCAUUUGUCAUAUAAUUUUUUAGAUGAUUAUUUUAUAUAAUGAUUUGUUCCUGUGUCUAUUUCUCUGUGCACGAAAGAAAUCACAUAUCACAAUUAUUGUUACUUCCACUUUUAAUUGUGCCUUAGUCAGUAUUUUUCCAGAAGCCCACCUUUGCAGAAAGUAUAUUUUUAUACAUAUGUUUAUGUCUCUAUUGUAUUGGACCUUAUGAAUUAUGAAAUUAUUUUGAAUUGUUGUGUUAGGGGAUACCAUAUAUGUUGAUGUUCAGUCAGCAUUUGAAUGAUCUGUAACUGUAGCAGACUUCAGUUUUGAAUAACGGGGGUGGUUAGUUGUUUAGAUAUCUUAAACUUUGUUAUCCUGUGUUAUGAUUGAUUUCUGAAUGUUUCCAUUGGUUACUUUUCAUUGCUAGAUUACGAG
Molecule: messenger RNA, 5664 nt
Organism: Lytechinus variegatus (green sea urchin)
Lineage: Eukaryota; Metazoa; Echinodermata; Echinoidea; Temnopleuroida; Toxopneustidae
Product: synaptotagmin-like protein 4
Exons: 7
Coding region: 529-4131 (1200 amino acids)
Biological process (GO): intracellular protein transport; exocytosis
Cellular component (GO): exocytic vesicle; cortical actin cytoskeleton; plasma membrane
Molecular function (GO): neurexin family protein binding; small GTPase binding; actin binding
Source: RefSeq, a predicted model, not a curated record